Molecule: messenger RNA, 2412 nt
Organism: Oncorhynchus tshawytscha (Chinook salmon)
Lineage: Eukaryota; Metazoa; Chordata; Actinopteri; Salmoniformes; Salmonidae
Product: solute carrier family 35 member F4-like
Exons: 7
Coding region: 364-1611 (415 amino acids)
Cellular component (GO): membrane
Source: RefSeq, a predicted model, not a curated record
UCUCCCUUGGAGACAGUGCAUGACCGUGCAACAGUAGUCUCCACUCCACAGCACUUCUACUGAGCUCCAGCACUGUCCAGAGAGAAAGAGAGACAGCAUCUGAGUAAGAGACAGUGAGGGAGUUAGCUCAACUGAUUGUGAACGAGGGAGAAAUAAAUAAAGAAGGAGAUAUAAACAUCAAUAGACAUUUAGAUAGAAGAGACUGAUAGAGAGCUAUAGCAAGCCGCCUGUGGAGGAGCCAGGAGCCUGGGAAUGCAGAGGGAUUGCAGGAGGAGCUGCUGAGUGUAGCAGCAGUCCAGGCAGGCAGACAGACAACACACACACAUCCCAGGGAGGGACUGUUGGCUCUGCCUCUAGUGGAGGAUGAAGAAGCACUCGGCCAGAGUGGCUCCUCUCAGCUCCUACAGCUCCCAGGUCCUCACCUGCCCCAUCUCCGAAGGAGAGGAGGGUUCUGAGUCUCGUGCAGACACCCCAGGCAGCGAGGCCAGUGGAGAGGGGACAUCGUACCAGACGUGUGCUAACACAGUACUGAAGGUGCUGGGGGGCCUCCUAUUGGUCCUAUGUGUGUCCUCCUCCUGGGUGGGCACCACUCAGCUGGUCCAGCUCACCUUCAAGUCCUUCUCCUGCCCCUUCUUCGUCUCCUGGUUCAGCACCAACUGGAACAUCCUCCUCUUCCCUCUCUACUACGGAGGCCAUGUGGUCACCACCCGGGACAAGCAAACGCCUAUACAGAAAUUCAGAGAAUGCAGCAGGCUUUUCGGGGAAGAUGGGAUGACACUCAAGCUGUUCCUGAAGAGGACAGCCCCCUUCUCCAUCCUGUGGACCCUGACUAACUACCUGUACCUGCUGGCCCUGAGGAAGCUGACCGCCACUGACGUCUCAGCCCUCUACUGCUGCCACAAGGCCUUCGUCUUCCUGCUGUCGUGGAUCGUCCUGAAGGACCGCUUCAUGGGUGUACGGAUUGUGGCAGCCAUAAUGGCCAUCACAGGCAUUGUCAUGAUGGCAUACGCAGAUGGUUUCCAUGGGGACUCCAUUAUAGGUGUGGCCUUGGCUGUGGGCUCUGCCUCCACAUCGGCUCUCUACAAGGUGCUGUUUAAGAUGUUCCUGGGCAGUGCCAGCCUGGGUGAGGUGGCUCACUUCCUCUCCACCAUGGGUGUCUUCAAUCUCAUCUUCAUCUCCUUCAUCCCCCUCAUCCUCUACUUCACCAAAGUGGAGCACUGGGGCUCUCUGUCCUCACUGCCCUGGGGAUACCUGUGUGGCCUGGCUGGGCUCUGGCUGGUGUUCAAUAUCCUGGUUAAUGUUGGUGUGGUGCUUACCUACCCCAUCCUCAUCUCUAUAGGGACACUGCUCAGUGUGCCCGGCAAUGCAGCGGUAGAUGUGUUGAAACAUGAGGUUAUCUUCAGUGUGGUGCGUCUGGCUGCCACCUGCAUCAUCUGCCUGGGCUUCCUGCUGCUGCUGCUUCCUGAGGAGUGGGACUCCGUCACUCUGCGCUUCCUCGCCGCCUUCGCAGACAAGAAGUCUGAGGAGCAUGGCGAGGAGCUGACCGAGUCCAGCAUCCACACGCGCAGCCGCAGCCGAGCCAAUGGCACAGUCUCAAUCCCUAUGGCAUGAUCCCAUGAUCCUCCACUGCCCCGUCCCAUCACCAACCCCCAUCCUCACACGUUUCUACAUGUCCCAUCUGGGAAGCGUGGCGAGAUGACUCUGGUGCUGACUUACAGACCAGGAAGUCCAAAAUCAGGAGAACAGGAUGUGUAACUAGGACUGAGAGAAACUAUCACAGUUCUGUCACUUUCCCCAGGAACUAGUGGGGAGUGAAAAUAGAACAUUUACUGCUGAGUUUGGUGAGCAGAAAGUUGGAAAGUGUUAUUUACUUUCUUGAAUUCCUUGCCACGCCCAGUCUUGCCCGUCACAUGCCCCUAGACCAGUGUUUCUCAACUUUGGUCCUCCAAUACCCCCACAGUACAUAUUUUUGUUGUGGCCCCGGACAAGCACAUCUAAUCAUCUAGCACUUGCCAAAUUGAAUCAGUUGUUUUUAUCCGAGGCUACAACAAAAAUAUGUGCUGUUGGGGGCACUGAAGGACCGGAGUUGGGAAACACUAGCCUAGACCACAUAAGCUCAACCUUGAACCUGCUACACGGACUGUAUUCUGUGAAUAUAAAUAUUGAAUGGGCCAGUUUGGCUCAAUCUUAUAUGUAUUUAUUGAAUUUACUCAGAGGUGUAUCAGUAUAGUAUUUACAUUUUACUUCUUAUAUAUAGUAUUAUGUACAGGAAUGGGUUGGGAAAUACAGUUCCUUUAGAAACAUAUUUUGUGUUACACCCUGAAUAUAAUUACAUUUAGAUGUUUUUUGUCACUGGCCUACACACAAUACUCCAUAAUGUCAAAGUGGAAUUAUGUUUUACAUUUUUUUUAA